UAUCCUCCCCUCCAUGUCCGUGUCCAUGAUCAGGCAUUUUACCAAGCUUUGUUUCUCUUUUGCCAGGCCCAUCUUCUCCUUUGUUCACGACAUUAACAUCACUUUCACCGCCAUGGUCAGGGUUUCUUUUCUCGUGGGUAGCAUCUCUUUGGCUCUCCUCUAGAGAGAGAGAGAGAGAGAGAGAGAGAGAGAGAGAAUGUUGCAGAGAGCAGCAAGUAAUGCAUAUUCAUGGUGGUGGGCAAGCCACGUAAGGACAAAGCAGUCGAGAUGGCUGGAACAAAACCUCCAAGAUUUGGAGGAGAAGGUGAAAGAAACGCUCAAAAUCAUCGACAACGAUGGGGACUCCUUUGCACAGAGGGCAGAGAUGUACUACAGGAGGAGGCCGGAGCUAAUAAACUUCGUGGAAGAAGCGUUCCGGGCAUACAGAGCUCUAGCAGAGAGAUACGAUCACCUCUCGAAAGAACUGCAAAGUGCCAACCGCACCAUUGCCACAGUUUUCCCCGAAAGGGCUCAGUAUGCAAUGGAUGACGAUGAAGAAAAUUUCCCGGGAACAUCCUCUCCUUCGGAUGAUCCAAACAAACAGGACCGGGAUGUUGCCGCUGUCCCUAAACUAAGCAUUCCGAAAGUCCCAGACAUUCCAAAGAAGGAUUUCAGGAGCCAAUCUAUGUUAGUCUCAAGGAAAAAACCCAUUAAAAGAACUGCUAGUACUACUGCUAAAGCUGCUGCAGUUCCGAGUUCAGGACUGAGCAAAACGGAAGCAUUAGAAGAGAUCGAUAAGCUUCACAAAGAAAUCUUGGCACUUCAAACUGAAAAGGAGUUUGUACACAGCUUGUAUAAACGCAAGUAUGAAAAGUUCUGGGAAAUUGAAUGCCAAAUCACUCAAAUGCAUAAAAGAGUUUGCGAUUUGCAAGAUGAGUUUGGCGUAGGCACUGUUAUUGAAGAUGAUGAAGCUCGAACUUUGAUGGUUGCUACGGCUCUAAAUUCAUGCAAACAGACCAUGGUUAAGUUACGAGAGAAACAAGAGCAAGCAGAGGAAGAGGCAAGAGUAGAGCGGCAAAGGAUUGAGGAAGCCCAUAAGAAGUUUGGGACUCUCAAAGAUGAGUUCCUUUCCAAACGAGCAGAUUGCCUAGAGAGCAAUAGUCCAGAGUUGAAGAAUAUAGACCAAGGGAUUAAUAUGGAUGAGGAACAAGAAGGACAUGCCAUGGAAUUGCCACGGCAGACGAUUGAGGAACAGAUUGACUUGAAUUCAAAAACCUCACUCACUGUAAUGGAACUAGCAGAUAAGAUUGAUGAACUUGUAAAUAAGGUUGCUACUCUGGAAACUUGUGUCUCUACUCAGACUGCUAUGGUGAAGAGACUAAGGUCUGAAAUAGAUGAGCUUCAGGCACACAUUCGAAGCUUGGAAGAGGAAAAGGAGAGUCUGGUGGAAAGUUCAGAUGUUAUGAGCAAAAAGUUAAAAGAGAUGGAGGAGGAGUUGAGGAGAGUCAAAAAUCUUAACCAAAGUGUGGAGCACCAAAGCAACAAACUCCAGACACAUUUCACAGAAGCUAGCAGUGGCCUUGAUAAUCUUUCUGGGAAACUGAAGAUUGUGAAGCAGGAUGAGAAGGUCGAGGAUACAGAAUUGCUCCAGGAAGUGAAAGCUGUUCCUGAUGCAGAACCAGAGAAUAAGUCGGUUGAAAAUAGUGAUAAGAUGAUUCCUAGUGACGAGCCAGUGAUCUCAGAGGAGGUGAUGGCAGAAGAGGAAGAGAAGAAGGAUGAUGAGAUUUUGGCUCUCAACAAUACCAACACAGUUGAAGACGAAAACCAGCCAGACUUGAGCAAUGACCUUGGUUUGAUGCCCGAAAAACCCAAGGAACCAAUGCAGCAGGAGAAAGAUGAGAAGCAAGAUUCUCCUCCAAUAGUAGAUGGUGAUCUUGAUAUUGAGACCCGGGAAUUGGAGGUAGGGGAGAAAGAUGAGAAGCAAGAUUCUUCUCCAAUAGUAGAUGGUGAUCUUGAUAUUGAGACCCGGGAAUUAGAGGUAGAGGAGGAAGAAGAUCAACCAAUCUGGAAGAAACUGUUUGUAAAGGGGUUAGAGGACAGGGAAAAGAUUCUGCUAGAGGAGUACACUUCAGUUCUUCACAAUUUCAAGUCAGUAAGGAAGAAGCUGAGUGAGGUGGAGAAUAAAAACCGGGAUAGCAUCUUCGAACUGGGGAUGCAGAUAAGAGAACUGAAGAGUGCUAUUGUCUCAAAAGAUGAGGUGAUCCAAACUUUACUUCAGAAAUUAAGCAACCCACAAACAAGUCCAUACACUACGCCGGAGUAUAAAUACAUACAGCAGGAAAGCAAACCUCAAGCAGCUAGCUCCCAGAACUCUGAUACCGUAUCUUCAAACACGAAUCAAAAGUCACUUUCUGAUUUAUUUAGUGAACAACCAUUUGAACCCACAGGAACAAGCAAGGAAUCGCCCGCAAACUUGGAAACAACUCUCACAAAGGAGGAAGAAAAUAAUAAGUUCGAGGUAAAUCUGGAUAAUGACAAGCAUGCUACUUCGCCUGUUGAAGAGAGAGUCCGCUCAGAUAUUGAUGGACUGCUGGAGGAAAAUCUAGAGUUCUGGUUGAGGUUUAGCACAUCAGUUCAUCAGAUACAGAAGUUCCAGUCAUCAAUCCAGGAUUUGCAUGCAGAGUUAAUGGAACUAAAGCAUAAGAAGCAAGAAGGAGGUGGUAAACACCAAACAGGAAAAUCAGAUAUUCGACCAAUAUACAGACACCUGAGAGAGAUACAAACUGAACUGUCAUUAUGGAUGGAGCACAAUGCAUUGCUGAAAGAAGAACUUCAGAGUAGAUUCUCAUCCUUGUGCAACAUUCAAGAUGAGAUAUCAAGAAUAUCCAACGCAGAUUCCAGAGCAGAAAAGACAGAGCUUAGUCAAUAUAAAGCUGCAAAGUUUCAAGGCGAGGUUCUCAACAUGAAACAGGAGAACAACAAGGUUUCAGAUGAACUGCAAGCAGGCCUCAACCGUGUAAGAGCAAUGAAUGUUGAUGUUGAGAAAACAGUGGCGCAACUGGAUGAUGAACUUGGGAUUUCAGCGUCAAAGAAAUAUUACACAACUGGGGCUAGAAUUCCCUUGCGAUCUUUCUUAUUUGGGGUCAAGUUGAAGAAGCAAAGGCCAUCAAUCUUCUCGUGUGUGAAUCCAGCACUGCAGAAACAGUACAGUGAUCUAGCUGCUGGGCUGCCCACGUAGAUUAUUAGCCUUUCAGAAGUUGUACAUAUCAAAAAAUCCAAAAAAGAAGGGAAAGACGAGAUUUGUAAGCUAAAUUCUCCAAGACAUCUCAUAAACGAGAGGGAGAUCACAAGUUUAAUCCCGUUUGGAUUUUUUGUAUUGCGUUCAUCGAAAAUUAGAAAAUAAAAAAGUCGCCUCUGCACUAAACAAUUUUUAUUUUUUUAAAGGCCAUCAAAGGUCCAGAUGUUAUAACUUAUGUUUGAUUGAUUCAUUGAACAUUUCUAAUUGGAGACUUGCAGUUAUAACUCCUGCCUCCUGUAAUUAUUUGGUUGA
This is a messenger RNA of Juglans microcarpa x Juglans regia, 3529 nucleotides long. Its product is annotated as protein NETWORKED 2A-like. The transcript is spliced from 2 exons. NCBI's taxonomy places the organism in Eukaryota, Viridiplantae, Streptophyta, Magnoliopsida, Fagales, Juglandaceae. Bases 197 to 3217 code for a protein of 1006 amino acids. Gene Ontology annotation, molecular function: actin binding. The record is from RefSeq and is a predicted model, not a curated record.